AUGGCCUCGGACACACCCUCUGAGCAGAAGCGAUUCUACAGUACCUCCUCUCCAUGGGAGGCCAAGUUCGGUUAUUAUCGUGCUGUGCGACAUGGCCGUCACAUCUUCGUCUCUGGCUCGACUGCGGCAGAUCCAGACUCCCCGCCUGAAGCACCCAGGGUACGCUUCCCUGGAGACGCGCGCCAGCAAACACGAAUCACCCUGGAAGAGAUCAUUCAGGCUAUCCAGGCUGUAGGUGGUCGAGGUGCAGAAAGUGUAGUGCGAUGCCGAAUGUUUGUUAGCAGGAAAGAAGAUUGCGGUAUCGUUGGAGAAGCAUUCCGGGAGGUCCUGGGCAAGCACAAUGGUGGUCAAGUCGGAGCUGCUGCAACUAUGAUUGUGGUAGCUAACAGCUUUGUCGAUGAUGAUAUGCUCGUUGAGAUUGAGGUGGAUGCAAUUGCUGAGGAGGAUUAG
Messenger RNA from Penicillium cataractarum, 450 nucleotides. Its product is annotated as YjgH family protein. The transcript has a single exon. The coding region runs from base 1 to 450 and encodes 149 amino acids. NCBI's taxonomy places the organism in Eukaryota, Fungi, Ascomycota, Eurotiomycetes, Eurotiales, Aspergillaceae. The record is from RefSeq and is a predicted model, not a curated record.